AUGCCGCCCCCGGCAACCCGCGGCUGGUCUCUGUCGCAGCUCUGGCGCAGCGACGACGAGGAGAUGGCCAACAAAAAGGACGAUGACAUUGGCCUGCCCCGGCACUCUAAGCAAUCCGACCAGUGGCAAGCCGCGCCCAAAUCGUCCUUACGCUUGUCCGCGGUGCUUCGGCUUAUCGUGUAUGCUGGUGCUCUCUUCUUGCUGGCAUAUGGGCUGUUCAGGAUCAUCGGGCCUGCUCCGGGAGCCUCUUCUCUUGAUCCGGAAAAUCUGAUGCCCUUCAAAGCUGCAGCGGAAACCUCCAAGACAUACAAUGGGCCGUUGAAGCUCCCGCAUCUGGGCAAGUCGCUGCAAGCCAUCAUGUCAGAGACGUCCGGGAGGCUUGCGAAGAAUCGCAAUGUCUUAUUCACGGCUGCGAGCCUCCAGAGUGCAGCACUUCUGCUCCCAAUGGCGUGUGAGAUGGCCAUGGAGCGCCAGAACUAUGUGCAUUUUGCUCUGAUGAGCAGGAGUGACAUCCCGAUGAAAGAACUGCUGGCUAUCAAUGGCCUCGACAAGGGAUGCCCCUUGAUUGUUCAUGAUGCUCGUCCCGACCAUUCGACGACAGCAACCGAGCCGCGGAUGGCACUUUCUGUAGCCCGAGCUCUCUACUAUAUGGGUGUUUACAUGCACCCCCAAGCGAUCAUCAUAGACUCCUCAAGUACCGAGGAGAAAUAUUUCCUCUCUGGCAUCCAUGAUGAGAUUCAAUCCAUGCAAGCUACCUUGAUUGAGCUCCCAGAAAGGCCCGGGAAGCGAUUUGCCUGGCUGUCAAAGCUCGAUGCUUCUGCCCUGGCAGCGUGGAACGAUGUCAGCUUUGACAUUCUGAUUCAUGCCCCUCAUCACGGCACAGGCAACCUCAAGCGGCUACUGAGGUCCCUGGCUCGGGCUGAUCUGGCUGGGGUGUCUCCGCCUCACUUGACCAUUGAACUUCCAUCGAGAAUAGAUGGAGACCUGAGCAACUUCUUGAGCGGGUAUCAAUGGCCCCCAAAGGUUCCCGCUGGAGCCCAAAAGCCACGGCUGCUCUCGCUGCGUCACCGUAUCCCUCGGCAGAAAUUGAGUGAAGAGGAGAGCUCUGUCCGGUUCCUGGAGUCCUUCUGGCCGACGAAACCAUCUCACUCUCAUGUCUUGGUUCUUUCGCCUCACACUGAGGUCACCCCUCAGUUCUUUCACUAUGUCAAGUAUUCGCUGCUGCAGCGAAGAUACUCGGAUAUUGCCACCCAGCAGGAGUGGCAGACCAAACUCUUUGGCAUCAGCUUCUCGGCGCCAACAACAUAUCUUGAUGGCAACAGCGAAUUUAUACCUCCCAAACCACUCGAAGGACAUGAGUCAGGCGCAAAAGAUACUCCCUUCCUUUGGCAAGCCCCCAGCAGUGAUGCAAUUCUCAUCAUGGGCGACAAGUGGGUGGAGCUUCACGGCUAUGUGUCUCAGCUUCUGGACAAGCGGCAUGCCUGGUCGACGACGCCGGAUCUCCUCGCCAAGAAGGAGGUCAGUAAGAAAUACCCUGCUUGGCUGGAAUACACGCUCCAGCUGUCACGGCUCCGAGGCUACGUCACCCUUUACCCUACCCAGCAAACCGCCAACAGCGUUGUCGGCAUUCACAACGAUCUGCACGACGUGCCGGAGGAGUAUGAAGAUGAAGCAACUUCUGGACAAGACUCGAUCAAGCUUUCCACGGACUUGUUCGACCCAGCAUCUCAGCUGGAUAUGCUGGCAACGCUUCCGAAUGGAGGCGACUUGCCGCUCCUCUACCACAUCCCUUGGUUGACCUGGGAUGGCCAGGUGGCACAGGAUUUCAACAUCCGGGAGGCUGCUGCCAAGUACAAGGAGGCGUUCCGCAGCCAGGUCGGACAGUGCAAGGAUGAAGGGCCGGAGGCUUUUCACGCCGCUGAUCCAUUUGCCAGAGAUUUGUUCUGCUUUGCUAAGGGUGGGUGA
Trichoderma citrinoviride is the source of this 1965-nucleotide messenger RNA. RefSeq lists its product as hypothetical. The transcript is spliced from 6 exons. The coding region runs from base 1 to 1965 and encodes 654 amino acids. Lineage: Eukaryota; Fungi; Ascomycota; Sordariomycetes; Hypocreales; Hypocreaceae. The record is from RefSeq and is a predicted model, not a curated record.